GUUCUUUGAGGAGACCGCGAUGCGAGGAUUCACCAAACGAUAUCCGGAGGAUGAGGCGUCAAUGAGAGGAUCAUGGUUGUGGAUGUUAGCCUAUAGUCCGCUGCUUCAUGACAGAUAGCUUGCUAGCUCAGCUGGCGUCUGGUCACCUGACCAGGAAGUGAAUGCAGACAACAGCUGGAAGGAGGCAGAUGUUACAGUAUGUUAUUAUAUCAUUAUUACGUUAUAUUUUCCUAGCUGAGCUGCGUUAGAUGUAUAGAACAACACAACGAAACAUGCUUCGACAGAGUGAACCAAAUUUUAACAGAAUGAAAAGUUACGGACAGGUCAACCCAUGAGUAAGAGCAGGGCAACCAGGUACCCAGUCGGGAUUUGAAACUGAAACCAGGAAAACGGUCUGAGAAGCACUAACCUAUGCACACCCCACUUUGAGGUCUCGAGCGCGCCUCUUUUCGUCUCACCUGUAGGUGGCAGCAGUGCAACCAUUAAGAGUCUGUUACAAAGAAGAAGAAAGCCUACCCGGAAAAAUCAAAGCAACUAUUUCGUGUAGCAUGUCGCCAUACCUUGAGGACAUUUUCAACCUUCUUGGGCAUUAAGUUGUGAAAUAAAUCUGGUGGUCUUGACAUGCAGUCCAUCAAUGAACCUCGCCCACUUUUCGGAGGCGCGUUCUCGGCCGUUAUCCCUCAAAGCGCCGCGGACGUCAGCAAGCUCCGAGAGAUUCCGGACAACCAGGAGGUGUUCGUCCACGCUCACACCGACCAGAGCCUGAUCGUGGAGCUGCUGGAGUACCAAGCCCACGUAGAGGACCAGGAGGCAGCCCGGUACCACUUUGAGGACAUCGCGGGCAGCAAUGCCGCCUCACACCCUGAAGCACAGGAGGUGACGAGUGUGGUCCCCUUACACAAACCCGAGCUCUCCCUGUCGGCGUGCAGCUGCGCAUGGGUGCUCACUGGUACCCAAUGUGUGUCCAAGUUUAACGAAGAAGCGAGGAAUAUGGUGAGGAUCCACCUGGCUGUGUUCCGUCUUCCACAGUUCGACACAGAAGUUCUGGUGACGUUCAACGACCCGCAGAGGAUCAACCCCGGUAGCAGCAGUGCAGCGGCGGGUGUCUCUGGUGGACAACCGUGGACUGUGGAAGACUUCCAGCACCUGCUACGGUCGUUGACUCUGCACAACCCGGAACUGUUCGGAUAGAACUUGCAGGUGGCCCUCCGUUCGAAUCCUCCAAUUCUUCAUCAACCAAAAGAUCAUGCCAGGGGCCAAUAAAAAAACACCUGUGGGCCACACUUUGGACACCCUCAUUAUAAGGUCUACUUGUGUCUUCUCCCUACACCAUCUGUCCAUCCAUGCAGCCUGAACAAUCAUUAUCUUCCCUGGCCAACUCAAGGCCGCAAUCUGCUGCUCUCAUCAUCGGUGUGUAUGAUUUAUGCUCCAUGGUGGAAGCUAAACUCUCACAUGGUUUCAUCUUAGGUCAGUGCAUAUUUUCACCACUGCAUGAUAUAAGUAUAACAGACAUGUUAAAAAAAGCAGUAAAGAGAUAUUUAUUAUGAGGAAAUAACAAUUGCUCACUUGCAGUAGAUUCUUAACAUUGUAUGACCAAACAUGACAACUCAAUUGUCUGUCUUCUUCCUCUUGCCGUUUGGCAAGAAGUGCUCCGACAUGGCCGCUAGCGCCCGGUAUCGAUGAGAAAUUGAGUUUUUUACUUCUUUGGGAAGCUCUGCGUACCUGGAAACAAGGAAGACGAUGCAAAUGUUAGAAUACACGUCAACAAACUUGCGAUUUUUUUAUCGUGUGUUUUUACAACACUUUAAAGCAGGAACCAGGCUCCCUCAAACCAAUACCUGGCAACAAUGUAUUGUGUUGUAAAAAAAUGGUGAUGACUUUCUUGUAAAUGACAAGGCUGUUGGCCUGUAGCACUAUGUGGGAAAUUGCAGCAGAAUAGAUUUGAUGGGACAAGUAAACGAGCUGUGGGUUAAAUGCUCAGUGUAAAAACAAGACAGUUGGGGCCAGGACGGUCCAGCACAGGACAAUAGCCUAGUGUGACUGUGCCCUCAAUCUCUGGGUCCCCCCUGUGGUGGGUAGCAACAAAGCACAAGCACAACCUACGUUUUAUCAUAGCCUUCUGGCUGGAAACAGGGAUCCCAUCCAAAGUCUCUGGGUCCCCUUGGUUUCACAAUGUGGCCCUAAAGAGACAAAUCAUAUUAGAUUAAGACAAAACGGCAAGAUUUGAGAGGGACUGUCGAAAGAAAAUGUCGACCUGUGUUAUUCCUCUGAAGAGCUCCACCUCUUGGUCUUUUCCGGGUGUGAAUGCAAAGGUGCAGAGGGCCCAUGCUGACUUAUCCUCAAAUCCAUCAAGCAGUUUGUACAAGCCUUUGAAUGGAACAUAGGACAAGAUAUUGGUGCUGCGACUUUAAUAUGUGACAAAAACAUCAUGAUUCGGUUUCUAAUGCUUACCCUCUGGCUUGAGUUUAUCCAGGAACCACUUUCUACAAAACAAAGAAUUUAGUUAUUUUAAGCUUUAACGUCUAGAAAAAUAGUUUUAUAACCAACAUGUAAGGGCCAGGCAAGCCUUCCAGUGCCUUGAAACACAGACAGGUGUCCUCCACUAUGACUGGGCCAUCAAUCUGUACACAGACAUACGAUGACCAUUUCAGACCAAUUAUAUGUGCAGUUUUGGGUCUUUAAAACUUUUUUUGAUGUAAGUGAUGUAAAUGAAGUGAAUGUACCUGUCGUGCAGCCUCCUUGCACUUCUGUAUGGAAAUGUCAUCUGGCUCCCCUUGGUAUUCUGGCACUAGCAGAAAAUUACAUCAAAAUACUCUUAAUUGCGUGUUGAAUAGAAUGUUUAAUCGUUUAUUGAGAGUGUUAUUACCUCAAUACAUCUUACUUACAGUCAAUUUUCUUUGAUAUAAGUUUGUAGGGGAACGUGUCGCCCAGAAUCUGAAUCACCUGUGGGACCAAAACGAAAUCGGCAAUCGAUUAACAUGGCUUGGGAGAAUUCCUGGUUAUUUUUGGUCGUAUCUAUCGACCGAUUUAAACAAUCGAUAAAUUAAAAUUUCCACACACUCGGAAAGAAAACUACAUUACGCGUUACUGGAGUUUUGCUGUACCUCCUCGAGUUUUUUCGCGUUUCCAGUUACAAAUACGACAGACCGUCCCGCCGGCACCGCCAUGUUGGAUCGUCUUCUUCGCUUUUUUCUUUCUUCGUCUUUAGUGUAUAAGCGGCAGUCCGUUUAAAGCAACAGUAUUUGCCCUAAAGUGUGCAUGACAA
This is a messenger RNA of Doryrhamphus excisus (bluestripe pipefish), 3265 nucleotides long. The record is from RefSeq and is a predicted model, not a curated record. NCBI's taxonomy places the organism in Eukaryota, Metazoa, Chordata, Actinopteri, Syngnathiformes, Syngnathidae.